This is a messenger RNA of Dictyostelium discoideum AX4, 717 nucleotides long. RefSeq lists its product as hypothetical. NCBI's taxonomy places the organism in Eukaryota, Evosea, Eumycetozoa, Dictyosteliales, Dictyosteliaceae. Bases 1 to 717 code for a protein of 238 amino acids. The record is from RefSeq and is a predicted model, not a curated record. The transcript has 2 exons.
AUGUUGAUAUUUCAAAUAAUGGUUGAAUUACCAGAAGAAGUACAAUCAUCAAAUAUUGCUAAAUUCAGUAAAGAUUCAAAAUCAUUACUUUUAGCUAAAAAUAGUGAUGAAAUUUAUCAACUCAAUUUAGAAUCAAAUCAAGUUACUAUAGUUUAUAAAAAAGAUCAAAAUGAAGAUCAAGAUAAAAAUAAAAUUAAAAAUAUUGUAUUAAUGAAAGUUGAUAAUAAUAAUUUAGCAGUUAUCGAUUCAAUGAAUCAAGUUUUAAUAUAUAAAAUUAAUAACAAAAACAAUGAAUUACCAAUUAAAUUACCAAAUUUAAAUUCAAUUCCAAUUGAAUUAUUCUUUUCAACUUCAUCAUCAUCAUCAUUAUAUAUUGGUACAAUUGAUUCAAUUUUAUUAUUUGAUACAAAAUCUUUAAAAAUCAAAUCAUCAAAAAAAUUACAAGGUAAUAAUAAAUCUGUUAAAUUCAUUACUGAAAAUCCAAAUAACUCUAAUGAAUUACUCAUUUGGACUCAAAAUGAACAAUUUAAAGUAAAUAAAGAUUUAUCAAAUGAACAACAAUUAACAAAAGCUGGUUCUUCAUUCACUGAAGUUAUUUUUGCCUCUCAAUCUGGUAAUCAAGGUGAUCUCGUUUUAUUAGAUUUAUCUUUUAUUGAUAAAGUAUUACCAAAACUUCCAGAAGCUAUUAAAUUAAAGAAAUUUGGUGGUAGUAAUUAA